Molecule: messenger RNA, 381 nt
Organism: Striga asiatica
Lineage: Eukaryota; Viridiplantae; Streptophyta; Magnoliopsida; Lamiales; Orobanchaceae
Source: the annotation of a GenBank genome assembly
AUGGUGAUGGUGCAGGCCUCGGUGACGGUUAGCAAUGUUGCGGCUGGCGACGCGACGACCACAGAUUCGCGGGCAGCCAGAUGCGCCACGACUGGAUCUUCGACGGUGACGAUCAGCAACGUAGCGGAUGGGGCCUGGACCUCGACGGACACGCCUUUGAAACCAACGGACAACAGCGGCGUGAUUGGGUCUUCGCAGAAGACGAUCUGCAGCAACGAGAUUUCUGCCGGGGUGACGCAUGCCAUGGACUGCAGCGGCUUGAUUUUCACCAAUGGUUUUGCUAUGUAUGGAGAGAGGAGUGCUAGAUUGCUAGAAGACGUAGCCAAGCGGAGGUUGUUAACUGCUGAACUCCAAGCAAUGAAGUCUAGAUUAAGAAUCUAG